CCCCUGGCCAGAACAUCCCCAAAGAUGGCAGAGGAGGGCAGCAGUACCAGGGACUGUGAGUCUAUCAGCGUGCUCAACUGGGAUCAGGUUAGCCGGCUGCAUGAGGUCCUGACUGAGGUUGUACCCAUCCAUGGACGAGGCAACUUUCCAACCUUGGAGAUAACCCUUAAGGACAUCGUCCAGACUGUCCGCAGUCGGCUGGAGGAGGCAGGCAUCAAAGUUCAGGAUGUCCGACUGAAUGGUUCUGCUGCUGGCCAUGUUUUGGUCAAAGACAACGGCUUGGGUUGCAAAGAUCUGGAUCUGAUCUUUCAUGUGGCUCUUCCCACAGAGGCAGAAUUUCAGCUGGUGAGAGAUGUAGUUCUGUGUUCCCUUCUGAACUUUCUGCCAGAGGGUGUGAACAAGCUCAAAAUCAGCCCGGUCACCCUGAAGGAGGCGUAUGUGCAGAAGCUGGUGAAGGUUUGCACAGAUGCAGACCGCUGGAGCCUGAUUUCCCUCUCCAACAAGAACGGGAGGAAUGUGGAGCUCAAGUUUGUUGACUCCAUCCGGCGUCAGUUCGAGUUCAGCGUGGACUCCUUCCAGAUCAUCCUAGACUCUCUGCUUUUGUUCUAUGACUGCUCCAGUAAUCCCAUCUCUGAGCAUUUCCACCCCACUGUGAUUGGGGAGAGUGUGUACGGGGAUUUUGAGGAAGCCUUUGACCAUCUUCAGAACAGGCUGAUCGCCACCAAGAACCCUGAAGAAAUCCGAGGUGGGGGUCUUCUUAAGUACAGCAAUCUUCUGGUGCGGGACUUCCGGCCUGCGGACCAGGAGGAAAUCAAGACCCUGGAGCGUUACAUGUGCUCCAGGUUUUUCAUCGACUUCCCAGACAUUCUGGAGCAGCAGAGGAAGCUGGAGACCUACCUUCAAAACCACUUCGCCGAAGAAGAAAGAAGCAAGUACGACUACCUCAUGAUUCUUCGCAGGGUAGUGAACGAAAGCACCGUGUGCCUCAUGGGGCACGAGCGCAGGCAGACCCUGAACCUCAUCUCUCUCCUGGCCUUGCGAGUGCUGGCAGAACAAAACAUCAUCCCCAGCGCCACCAAUGUCACCUGUUACUACCAGCCAGCCCCUUAUGUCAGCGAUGGCAACUUCAACAACUAUUACAUUGCCCACCCUCCAGUCACCUACAGCCAGCCUUAUCCUACAUGGCUGCCCUGUAACUAACCUUAAGACCUGAGGGUUUCCACAGUGGGAACCCAUUUAGGGCAGGGGCUCUCGGGUAGGAGAGCCUCCUCCUAGACGUAGGUGUUUGGCUUUUAAAGGGGAACUCAGCUCUGACUCUGCUUUUCUUUGUGAGCCCAUCGGAAUAGGUCCACAGACUAUCAUGAGCCAACCCUAAAAAGGACCCAUUACAGUGCCACUCCAGAAGAUGCAAUAGGAAGUGUGACCUCUCUACAUCUUAAGACAGUCACUAACUUGUCACUUCCCAGACAUUAGCACAUGGGAUUUGAACUCUGCACAGUCUCUGAGAGUUGGGCAGCAUAUGAGAAGCAUUAAAUUCUCUCUUCUCAGCUAAGCCUAACAGUCCUGUGCAGGCUCUCAUUCAGGAUUCUCAGCAGUUACAUGGAAGCUGUGCUGAUAGUCUCUUACUGUGUCCGUUUUAGUCAGCCCCCCCAAACUGGUAAACACGAGGGUGCUCUUUGUGACCAAAUUUUCAUUCAUGGGACUGAGUUGUGUAUGUCUAGUCCCUGUCAGCAGAGCUGAGAGUUUCAUUCAUCAAUAAACCAAAGCCAAUAGCUGGAGACUUGAGAUCUGGUUGGAAGUGGUUUAUGGUAGAUGCUGGGCUGUAUCAAGGAAUUAUGAGAUAUUGUGGAAUAAAAAAAAUGACCUUUUCUUGAAAUGUAACUUGAAAACAAAAUAAAAUGUGGAACAUAAUGUUAAAAGUAGAAUUGUGGUGGUGGUGGGGUGGCGAUUGUCAAUAGGAAACAUGAAUGUUUUGUUUUUGUUUUUAUUUUCUGUAAGGAGUUCUUAUAGAAUGACAUGUUUUCCCCCCCUUUCAUUGACUCUCUGAUGACUGACUCUGCUCUUCCUGAGAGUGAGGACUGUGUUGUAUUUAGAGUCACUGUCUAUCUGACACAAGGUUCUUCCCAUGUUUUAAUUGGUAGCCCAUUUUUGGAUAUCAUUCCCAGUAUGACAGCUAUUUUGCUGGAGUACAUUGACCUUUCUUUUCCAAUCCCUACAAAAACAGUGAUUGCAUUCCCCAGAUAUUUUUCACAGCAGGAGAAUUUGGGAAUUCCAGAAGAGAGUAACCAGUGGACCCACUUUUGAAGUUCACUUCCCCUCUCCAAGUUGCAGGGGUGUAGGGGUUUAGUGUUGUCUUGCCUUGUGUGUUCUAGUCACCAAGGCACUUUGCUAUCACUCUGCUGUAUUUGGGGACGAGCUGAGUGAGUGAAGGAUAACCUUUCUUAUUGUGUAGAUUUGAGCAUCGUGUUUAUGUUCUGCACUUUAGAAGGAAAACAGUGUUAAUUGCUGGCCCAAAGCAAGCAGUCCAUGGGGAGAGAUCUGGGCAACUGUUGCCUUUACCUAGUAGGUUCAGAUGAGAGAUUUGAAACUUUCCAGGGGAUAUUUUAGAAUGUAUCACUUUAGUAUCAAGGGGAAAGACAUUCAAUAUCACCAGCAACCUGGAUUUCUAAAGCCAUUCCAUCAGAUCCAUGGGUUCAAUUUUUACUUUGUCCAGUGACCAUAAAAAUCCAAAGAUCCAAGUGAUUGCUUUGUAUUUGCUUUAAACAAUCUAGUUAUCUUCAUGCAAAAAGGCUUAGUGCAAAUGACAUAGCUGACCUUUUUCUAGUGAUGUGUUUCCAAGAUUCUUCUGGAAUGUGCUUUAUUGGUCCCCCUAAGAGUUGAUUGCAGUGCAUCUUCACUGGCCUCCAUAUUAAGCUAGGUCACCAUAAGCCACUUAGUAUAACUAGUUUCUGUUGCUCUGUGAAUCUUAGUUAUGUUUGAAUUCACUGGCUUUGCAUUCUGUGAUGGGGCCCGAGCCAGUUCAGUGUUGAAAGGAAGGUAAUGAAAAGCGAACCCAACUUUAAAAACCAUCGGUCAUCCAUGACCUUAAAAUGCUGCCAUUGUAGUGAAAUGAGAAUAUGUUUGCACAGAAAUAGAUUUGCUUAAUCAGAGUAUUUGAAGUGGGUUGGAGCCUCUCUCAAUGUAAGCACUUGCUAAUAGAAGCAGAAGUCAGGAUUGCAUCCACUGAGAGGGGUUGGGGACCAGUGGGGCGCUGGAAAAAACAUCUGGCUUCUUUUUGGAAUUCUUUCUGCUUUAUAUAUAUAUUUUCCCAGUCUUGUCAUAGUCACCUGAGAAUGGAGAGAGAGAGACACACAGAAGCUGUAAGCCACACUGUAUGAUGGCCCUUUUGGUAGUUUCUUUGCCUGCCCAGCUGUUUUGUAGUUUGAGAAUUGGUGUGUGUUUUAGAACCACCAUGGUAAAAAGUUGCAUUGACCAAAGCUCCAUUUUUAAGACACAACUCCUGGAUUGUCGUCAUCUGGACUAGAGGUGUAUCCACCUGCUCUGUGACCCUUCUACCAGACCAGAAAGAGGCCAGGAAACCUUACAUUUAUUUCAGAAGUCAGGAAGUUCUUUCUGGAACCUGCCUUUGGUGCUGCUCGCAUAUGCACUAGCCACCCUUAUUUGUAAUGUAUCCAGUGACUCCUCUUUGUGUGUGCUGGGUAAUGAGAAACUUGGCUUUGGCAGAGGGCACUGAAAUGCAAGUGCAGGCUCUAACUGGGUCCACCCUCCCAGUCUGCAGAGUCAGCAGCAGCUGGGUUGAAAACUGUGCCUUCAUCGUUGAGUGCACACACAUGCACACACACCUGGUCCUUGGCCUUGAGCUUCAGGCUCACCCUCCUCCUUGGCAACAAGAUACUGCUCCUAGGUCAGUCAUUCUAAUGCUGAGAUGAAACUCUGGUUACUAACACCUCUAAAUCAAAUUCCUGGUGACUGCUUAUGGACUGAGUCAUGGCCUACACCUGGGACCUGGCGGAUGAGUGAAGUGGGGUAGGGAAUAUUUUUGUCUUGGUUCUUGAGUUUUGGGGUUUUUUUUUUUGUUUGUUUGCUUGCUUUUUUUGUUUUUUGUUUUUUUGGCUUUCCAGUGUUUUCCUCCUCCUGUUUGAUUUAACUUGGAACUUGUGUCAUGGUGAUCUCUCUGUGGAUCUGCACUUUGUGUUAAUGUAGUAAUAGUCACCUUGCUAAGCCCACAGUCUGCUCACCUUCUAGCUGACCUGGUGCUGGCCCCUUCAUGGUGGUUUAGGAUUUUACCCAGUACUGCUUUCGUUUUCGGAUGUAUCACCACUGAGAACCAACUUUGAUCUUUCCUUUAGUUAUCUCUCUUGUACUGGUGCCCUGUUUCAGGACACAGCUAGACUUGGCUCAAAAGCUUUAGUCUAUACUCUGGGUAAAGUAUAGUUAUCCAAGCAUCCUGAUGCCUCCCGGCCUUUACUUCUGAGUGUCUAAUGGGGCCCUGCACUGGGGAAAACCCUUGGAGGUGUGAUUUUAGAAAUUGAAAGAUUUCCUAAUUUUCAAAGUUGGAUUUACAUCAUUAAUCUGAGACAGAAUUUCACAAUAUCACAGCUAAUUUUGGAAUGUAGCCUAAUUUAACCAAUUGGAUCCAGAGGGGUGAGGAGAGGCUCUUAAAAAGGCCUGGCAACCUCUCAGGAUUAUUUGUGGAGCUCUCUGAGGAAAGAAAAUUACAUUUUUUUUUUUUUUUUGUGAAUUCAAGUGCCUUCAUCUUGUUUACCUAUCACUUAAAAAAAAAAAAAACUUUAAGUAUAAGCUUAAAGCGUUCUGGAGUUUUACCUGGGCUAUUGAGAUUUGGUGCAAAUUCUCAUGUGUGUGUGUGUGUAGGAAGGUGAGGUGACCAUCCACUAAAGAGGAAGGAACUGAUUAACAUGAUUUGGGGUCUUCUUUAAAAGAGAAUACAGCUACCUGGCCUUUUUGAGUAUUCGUGAAAACUUGAUUUUCCUGAAGCAUCUAUUUAUUUCCAAAUUAACAUGGAUAAAGACAAAAAUGCCCAGUGGACUCCAUUGGAAGCUCUUAUUUCUGUAUUUGUAUAGGCUGAAGUAUCCUUAGCAGUGUCUAGAGGUACGGGCUUCCUCCUUGGUACUGGUCACUCACCUUCUUACUUGAUGCAGAUGAGAUUUCUUAUCAGUGCAAAUGUAUUAGAACUUGAUGAAAUAAAGCUUUGAGUUUGAGAAAUAAAGGUAUAUUUAAAAGUGUA
This is a messenger RNA of Cricetulus griseus (Chinese hamster), 5245 nucleotides long. The record is from RefSeq and is a predicted model, not a curated record. NCBI's taxonomy places the organism in Eukaryota, Metazoa, Chordata, Mammalia, Rodentia, Cricetidae.